AUGUCUUCCUCUGAGCAUCUAAGUCAUGAUUUCCUCCCCCCUUCGGUCACCCAGCUCCUUGCCUCCCAAGCACGAUGGACCGGCACAAGCUUCGCCACCUCUCGGCUCAAAACAAAACUAACUUCGCAUCCGGCACCAGUCCCUGCACCGAACUCGCAAGAAGUGCUGAAAAGCUCCGUAUGUACAGACCACAUGGCGGUUGUACGCUGGAACCAAACAGAAGGCUGGACAGAUCCAGAACUCAUCCCCUACGGCGCCAUCCCCAUGAUGCCAACCGCCAGUGACUUUCAUUACUCGACGGCGCGCUUCGAAGGCAUGAAAGUCUAUCGGGGACACGACGGCAACGUGCGUCUUUUCCGGCCGCAAUAUAAUUGCGCUCGCAUGCUGGCGUCGGCCCUCAGGAUCGGAUUUCCGGAAUUCGACCCAGACGAGUUGCUGGGUUUAAUUCGGGGGUUGUGUGCGAUUGAGUGUCCGAAGUGGCUGCCGAAAGAGCGCGCCGGAGAGUGUCUUUAUAUUCGGCCGACGCUGAUUGGGACGGAUGCUAGUCUUGGGUUUCAGGUGCCGCGAGAGGCCAUGCUCUUCAUCGUCAUUUCUUUUUGGCCGAAUCCUAAACCUGACCGUUCUCUCGGCGAGGGAGGAUCGGCUCAAGAAAAGACGCUGCGUCUUUUUGCGAGUCAGGAGGGCAUGGUUCAUGCUUGGCCGGGCGGUACUGGGUCGGCGAAGAUCAGUGUGAACUAUGGACCCUCUCUUCUGGCUCAUGGAGAGGCUAAGAGUAAGGGCUUCGACCAGGUGCUCUGGCUGUUCGGUCCAGAGGGAUACGUGACUGAGGCUGGAUCCUCGAAUUUCUUUGUCAUCUGGAGGAACUGCGAAGGAAGACUGCAGCUGGUCACUGCACCGUUGACUGAGCAUACAAUUCUGGCCGGGGUGACAAGAAGCAUCUUGGAUCUUGCGCGCGAAAGACUGACUAGUGGCUCAUCGUAUCAGUGGGAGGGGGAGUCAUUGGAAGUUAUUGAAGCUAAGUUCACUAUUUCUGAUAUAGUUGAAGCUGCUGAGCAUGGCAGAUUGGUGGCCUCUUUUGCUGUUGGCACUGCGUGUUUCAUUGUUUCCGUGUCCCACAUCGAAUUCGAGGGAAGGGGAAUUAAUACCCCUCAAAAUGCAGUCCCUCAUGUGUCUGCUUUGGGAAGUGGAUGA
Molecule: messenger RNA, 1191 nt
Organism: Aspergillus affinis
Lineage: Eukaryota; Fungi; Ascomycota; Eurotiomycetes; Eurotiales; Aspergillaceae
Product: branched-chain amino acid aminotransferase II
Exons: 1
Coding region: 1-1191 (396 amino acids)
Biological process (GO): L-leucine biosynthetic process; L-valine biosynthetic process
Cellular component (GO): mitochondrion
Molecular function (GO): branched-chain-amino-acid:2-oxoglutarate transaminase activity
Source: RefSeq, a predicted model, not a curated record